Molecule: messenger RNA, 586 nt
Organism: Solanum dulcamara
Lineage: Eukaryota; Viridiplantae; Streptophyta; Magnoliopsida; Solanales; Solanaceae
Product: 60S ribosomal protein L36-2-like
Exons: 4
Coding region: 112-438 (108 amino acids)
Biological process (GO): cytoplasmic translation
Cellular component (GO): ribosome; cytosolic large ribosomal subunit
Molecular function (GO): structural constituent of ribosome
Source: RefSeq, a predicted model, not a curated record
ACCAUUUUACCCUCAUAAUCUUUGUCUCGUAUAUAAUUCACCCACAAACCCUAGUUUCAGCUUAUCACCCGCCUCAAGACUCUUCAGCAGAUCGAGCAAACAUCAAAGGGGAUGGCGCCGCCGAACACAGGAUUAGCCGUGGGAUUAAACAAAGGACACAUUGUAACCAAGAAGGAGCUAGCUCCACGCCCUUCUGACAGGAAAGGGAAAACAAGCAAAAGAAUCCACUUCGUCAGGAACCUCAUCAGAGAAGUCGCUGGAUUUGCUCCAUAUGAGAAGAGGAUUACUGAGCUUCUUAAAGUUGGCAAGGACAAGCGUGCAUUGAAGGUAGCCAAGAGGAAGUUGGGUACUCACAAGAGGGCAAAGAAGAAGAGAGAGGAGAUGUCUAGCGUUCUCCGUAAGAUGAGGGCCACCGGAGGUGGUGAAAAGAAGAAGUGAAACCUUUAUCCUUAUUUUGACAAUUGAGGAAUUGAGUUUAUUAGUUAUUAUACAUUAUCUUUUUGAAUUAGCUAUGAAAUUCUCUAGACUCUCUGUGACAGCUACUUAUGGCUUUGAAUUUUCAUUAAGAUUGUGACAUUUUGCUCAA